Messenger RNA from Adineta ricciae, 3039 nucleotides. The record is from the annotation of a GenBank genome assembly. Lineage: Eukaryota; Metazoa; Rotifera; Eurotatoria; Adinetida; Adinetidae.
AUGCCUUUGCGGCUUGAUGUUAAACGUAAAUUGUCAGUUCGAUCGGAUCGUGUGAAAUGUGUCGAUAUUCAUCCAAAUGAACCAUGGAUUUUAGUGACACUCUAUAAUGGUCAUGCACAUAUUUAUAAUCAUGAUACACAACAAUUGAUUAAAACGUUUGAAAUAUGCGAUGUACCUGUCCGUGCAGGCAAAUUCGUGGUGCGAAAAAACUGGGCAGUGACAGCAUCGGAUGAUAUGCUUGUUCGUGUUUAUAAUUAUAAUACACUUGAACGAAUUCAUCAAUUCGAAGCACAUAGUGACUACAUUCGUUCCGUUGUUGUUCAUCCAACUCAAUCCUACAUUCUUACUAGCAGUGACGAUAUGACCAUUAAAUUGUGGGAUUGGGAUGCGAAAUGGGCAUUGAAACAAACUUUCGAAGGACAUAUUCAUUAUGUUAUGCAAAUAGCUAUUAAUCCUAAAGAUAACAAUACUUUUGCAUCAGCGUCACUUGAUCGCACCGUCAAAGUAUGGCAGUUAGGAUCAACUCAGCCGAAUUUCACACUGGAAGGCCAUGAGAAAGGUGUUAAUUGCGUUGAUUAUUAUUCAGGUGGUGAUAAGCCAUACCUUGUGUCAGGAGGCGAUGAUCGUUUAGUGAAAAUUUGGGAUUAUCAAAAUAAAACAUGUGUACAAACAUUAGAGGGACAUUCACAGAAUGUUGGCUGUGUUUCAUUCCAUCCUGAACUGCCUAUUGUCUUGAGUGGCUCAGAAGACGGUACUGUUAAAUUAUGGCAUUCGAAUACCUAUCGUCUUGAAUCAACACUCAAUUACGGUUUGGAACGAUGUUGGGCAAUAUCAUGUUUGAAAGGAUCGAAUAAUGUGGCACUUGGUUACGAUGAAGGAACGAUGAUGAUUAAAUUGGGCCGCGAAGAACCAGCCAUGUCUAUGGAUGCAUCUACUGGUAAAAUCGUAUGGGCAAAACAUUGUGAAAUUCAACAAGUUAACUUGAAACAAUUAACUACUGAUCAACCAUUGAAAGACGGAGAAAAAGUUCCUUUGAAUGUCAAAGAAAUGGGCAGUUGCGAAAUCUAUCCUCAAACGUUAUCGCACUCACCCAAUGGAAGAUUUGUCGUUGUUUGUGGUGAUGGUGAAUAUAUCAUUUAUACCGCUAUUACAUUACGUAAUAAAAGUUAUGGCAGUGCCAUGGAAUUCGUCUGGUCACAAGACUCCUCGGAAUAUGCUAUACGUGAUGGCAAUAUGGUGAAAAUAUUUAAAAACUUUAAAGAAAAGAAAACCUUCAAACCAGAAUCUGGCGCUGAAGGUAUCCAUGGUGGAUCCCUACUCGGUGUUCGAUCAUAUUCAGGUCUCACAUUUUAUGAUUGGGAUACGUUAAGUUUAGUUCGACGAAUCGAAAUUGUGCCAAAAACUAUUUAUUGGAGUCAAAAUGGUGAAUUAGUUUGUAUUGCAACAGAAGAGUCAUUCUACAUCCUUCGAUAUAGUGCUGAAGCAGUUGCAGCUGCAGCUUCAAACAAAGACCUCGUGUCGGAGGAUGGAAUCGAAGAUGCAUUUGAUGCGCUUAGCGAGAUUGCAGAAGUCGUUAAAACAGGUAUAUGGGUUGGUGACUGCUUUAUCUAUACAAAUUCUCUUAAUCGUAUCAAUUAUUAUGUCGGCGGUGAAAUAGUAACAAUUUCCCAUCUAGAUAGAGUGAUGUAUCUAUUAGGCUAUGUUUCCAACGAAAAUCGUUUAUAUUUGGGCGAUAAAGAAAUGGCGAUCGUUUCAUUUGAAUUAUCAUUGUCAGUUCUGGAAUAUCAGACAGCGGUCAUGCGUAAAGAUUUCGCAACAGCUGAUCAAGUACUUCCGACAAUACCAAAGGAACAACGUACUCGAGUCGCACAUUUUCUUGAGAAACAGGGCUACCGUCAACAAGCUUUGUCUGUGACGAUGGAUAAUGAGCAUAAAUUUGAUUUAGCACUUCAAUUAGGAAAUUUACCCAUCUGUUAUGAACUUGCACUGGAAAUGGAAAACGAACAAAAAUGGUUACAAUUAUCGGACGUGGCAACCAAACGUGGCGAUUUGAAUUUGGUUAAAGAAUGUUUGACACGUGCUCAGUCGUUUGGUUCAUUGAUUCUGCUAGCUAGUGCAUCAAGCGAUAAACAAUUAAUGUCGACAAUUGGCGACCAUUCGAGAAAAAAUGGACAGUUCAACAUUGCCUUCUUAUCAAGUUUCACUCUGGGAAAUUUAGAACAAUGUUUAGAUAUUCUUAUUGAAAAUCAACGCAUACCUGAAGCAGCCUUCUUCUGUCGAACAUAUUUACCAUCCCAAACUGGCCGUAUUGUUGGCUUAUGGAGAGAUAAAUUAAAAUCAAUGAAUAUGGAACGCGCUGCACAAUCAUUAGCGAAUCCAACUGAUUACGAAAAUCUUUUCCCGGGACUUGUCGACGCAUACAAAACAGAACAAUUCUUGCAGCAAACAACCAAACCACGAUUGGCUCGUGAUUACCAAACAAUUACUCCAAAUUGGGAACGACAUCCGAUGGACGAUAUGAAGCAAGCUGAAGAUAAUGAACAAUUUUCUUAUAAUCCUGUGCAAUUGAACAAACAUACACGUGAAAAUGAUGACGACGAUGAUGAGGAACAGUUUGCUGAUGCUGAUAGCGUACCAAAACAACCAAUAAUAACAACAACCCAAGCAAAACCAUCACCCAUUGUUCCUCCUGUGAAAACAAACAAGCCAACAUCGGAACCAUCAACAACUAGUAAAUUAGUUCCACCUGUUCUUGCAUCAACAGCUAGCUCAUCGGAUCGUUCUCGUUCUCAAUCUCCAAUGAACACAGCAACUCCAUCACCACCAUUGAAGAAACCAACACCUCCACCAGCGGUACCACCAACAAAAGCAUCUUCAUCAGCAGUACCGAAAGCAACUACAACAACAACUGCAAAGGCUGCGCCAACACCAAUGAGCGAUCUUGAAAAAGAACUUGAAGAAUUCGAUAUAGAUCUCGAUAAAGAUGAUGAUCUACAAUUUGACGAUGAUGAUGUUGAUGAAUUUCUCAAAGAUACUUAA